UCUCCUGUGCGCAGUAACGCCAAGCGUGCGCGUGGAGCGACAUCAAAAGCGCGCUGGAGUAACACGAGCUGUUCAAGUACGACUCAUCUGCGGUCAGAUAAAGUCACUUUGACGGGCUCUUCUCGUGGGUCAGCGCCAGCUGUGACUUUAUACACCUCUGAAGUGUGUCCAUACCAGGAGCGAAGAAAGUGGCGUUCGCUCGUCACAGCCGGAGGUAAAUUGUAUAUUUGGAGUCUUUUUAACAUUUCGCGUUGGUCAUUUCUUGGCUCUCCCCUCGCAUCUAUCAGAGAUAUAACAAUACGCAUGCCACGCGUGUUUGGGUCCGCGUUGGUGAUGCCAUGCCCCGCAACCACAGCGGAGAUGAGGUCGGCUCCGGCCUCUGGAUGAACACCUCUCCGGGGCACCACGCCGAAAGUUACGGAUUGCAUAAUGUGGAAUGUGGUAAUAAGAUGAAGAACAAUUGUUCACGGCCGGGGGACGGACUGUUGUCCGCGUCUCAUGCCGGCACAGAUGCACCGGGCACGGAAAGAGACCGGGGGAAGCAGGGCGCUCGGCUGAGUCUGCUCGGGAAGCCUCUGGUGUACGGCGCGCAAAGCGGCCGGAGAAACGCGCGCUACCGGAGGAUUCAGAACUACCUGUACAACGUGCUGGAGAGACCAAUAUCCUGGGCUUUUAUCUACCACGCCUUUGUGUUUGUCCUAGUGUUUGGCUGCUUGGUGCUGUCUGUCUUCUCUACCAUUCCAGAUCACCAGGAAAUGGCCUCUCGAAGUCUCCUGAUCUUGGAGUUUGUUAUGAUUGUGGUGUUUGGGCUCGAGUACAUCAUUCGAAUCUGGUCUGCUGGCUGUUGUUGCCGUUACAGAGGAUGGCAGGGGCGACUUCGCUUCGCAAGGAAGCCGUUCUGUGUCAUAGACAUUAUAGUGCUUAUUGCCUCUGUUGCGGUGGUUUCAGUUGGGAGUCAAAGCAACAUUUUUGCAACAUCUGCACUGCGAAGCUUAAGGUUUUUACAGAUCUUGCGAAUGGUACGCAUGGACCGCCGUGGAGGAACUUGGAAGCUUCUGGGAUCUGUAGUUUAUGCACACAGCAAGGAAUUGGUCACUGCCUGGUACAUUGGGUUCCUUGUGCUCAUCUUUUCCUCUUUCCUGGUUUAUCUGGUGGAAAAGGAGUGCAAUAAAGACUUUGCCACCUAUGCGGAUGCAUUGUGGUGGGGCACGAUCACCCUCACUACUAUAGGUUAUGGAGAUAAGACUCCUAAAACCUGGACUGGACGAAUGCUAUCUGCUGGCUUUGCCCUGCUUGGGAUCUCCUUCUUCACCCUGCCUGCGGGUAUUUUGGGUUCAGGUUUUGCCCUGAAGGUUCAAGAACAGCACAGACAGAAGCACUUUGAGAAGAGAAGGAAUCCUGCUGCCUGCCUUAUACAGGCUGCGUGGCGAUAUUACUCCACUGAUGGUAAUCGUCCUUACCUUGAGGCCACUUGGCGUCACUAUGAGUCUACAAUCCUUGUCCUGAGGAAGGAUCAAGGAGAGUCAUCUACAAGUCAGAAACUGAGUUUUAAGGACCGGGUAAGAAUGGCAAGCCCACGUGGACAGAGCAUUAAAAGCAGGCAGAUAUCUGUUACAGACAGACGUUCGCCCGGAGCUGAGAUCAGCACUGAUGGAUCGAGUCCUGCCAAGGUCCAGAAGAGUUGGAGUUUUAAUGAUCGCACCCGAUUCAGACCCUCCCUCCGUCUCAAGAGCCAAUCACGGUCCACCCCUGAAGGUGAGGCUAACGUUGGUGUGGAUGAGGCUUUUGAUGAGAAAGGGUGUCAUUGUGACAUGUCAGCAGAGGAUCUGCCGCCUGCACUGAAGACCAUCAUCAGAGCAGUGAGGAUCAUGAAAUUCCAUGUGGCGAAGAAGAAGUUUAAGGAAACUCUGCGCCCAUAUGACGUAAAGGAUGUAAUAGAGCAAUAUUCAGCCGGUCAUCUAGACAUGCUCUGUCGAAUUAAGAGUCUGCAAACCAGGGUGGAUCAGAUUCUUGGUAGGGGCCAGAUGCAUAUGGAUAAAAAGGUCAGAGAAAAGCUAUUAUCUGACGGAGACAUUCUGGAAGACGUGAGCAUGCUGGGAAGGGUGUGUAAGGUAGAAAGACAAGUACAGUCUAUUAAAGCUAAGCUGGACUCUUUGCUGGACAUCUACCGGCAGGUUCUGCAGAAGGGUUCUUCUUCUGCCCUCACUCUCUCCUCUCUCCCUCCUUUUGGGUUGGAGGAUACCUGUGACUAUCAGAGUACCAUCCUCAGUAAGGAUAUCUCUUGCUCCUCCCAGGUCAGCCAUUCCAUCUGUGGUAAUCACCCCAGAGCCCUCCAAUUAAUAUUAGCCCCCAAAGAACUCAACCUCAACCAGAACAACUCCACAGCAUCAUCUCCUGGGCUCAAUCCAGCCUCUGCCUCACCUUUUAACCCAUCAACCUUCCACGUUCCUUCAACCCCUUCCUUGGAGUGUCCAUCAGCACAAGUGAGUCCUUCUCAAAUCCUCAGCGUCAGCAGUUUUCACUCUUCUGUAGGCCACUUUCCAUGUGUCCGUCAACCACCUCCUCCUCUUCCAUCCCCGGCCUCUUCAAAACUUCACCUUUUUUCUGUUCCUCCACAAACAGGCCACGUUCGCAGCAUGGGACCAUGUAGGUCAGACCCCACCGACUACUCCAAAUCCUGCUUCAGAGGAGUUGGUAUAGACUUUGGGCUUAACUCUAAUAUUAGCUGCAAGCUUCAACAAAAAACCAGACCCAGUGCUAAAGAGGACAGUUCUUGGAGGAGACAUAUAAGCAUGGAUGCAGAGAUGGACCCUCUUGCUCCAGUCUCUCCUUUUGCCCCGAUUCAAGGCCAGUCCAGUGGGGAUAUAGGACUGGGGAAGUCCUUCUCUGUACAGUACCUCAUGCAGCCUGCUCUGGAAGGUCUUGGUGUGGACACACAUUCUAGUCAGGCUAGUUUCUCCACCAGUGUUAGCAGCAGCCAGGACUCUUCAGCUGGGGGAAUUGAGAUGGGAGUAGGGGCCUGGGGAGAAGCUGAUCUCUUCAUCAGCGAUAGAGACCUUGAGAUCUCAAAUAAGACACAUACUCAAGGGUUCAACUUUCUCUCCCAGACCCCCAUUGAUGCAUCCUACUCCUCCGAGCUGCUUAGGACAAGUAGUACUGCUGGUGCUAGUCACAACCUAGCAAGUGGACAUACACCCAAUACGGGCAGCAAUGAGACUAUGAACAUGCCACAUGUUCGACUAAAAUAAUGCAAUAUCUAAUGUGUUACAAACUCUUAAGCCCAGUUCACACCAAGAACGAUAACUAUAAAGAUAACGAUAUUAGCGUCCA
Molecule: messenger RNA, 3330 nt
Organism: Sinocyclocheilus grahami
Lineage: Eukaryota; Metazoa; Chordata; Actinopteri; Cypriniformes; Cyprinidae
Product: potassium voltage-gated channel subfamily KQT member 5-like
Exons: 14
Coding region: 339-3248 (969 amino acids)
Biological process (GO): potassium ion transmembrane transport
Cellular component (GO): voltage-gated potassium channel complex; membrane
Molecular function (GO): voltage-gated potassium channel activity
Source: RefSeq, a predicted model, not a curated record